AUGGCUACAAGAGUUUGUUUUAUUCAUUUGAAAACAGUUGAGUCAUUGCUAAAAAGCGGAGUUGAUCCGAACCAAGGCAACGAUGAUGGCGUGACGCCACUGCAUCAGUGUUGCAUAGACAACUUGAAGUUGGCUGCGGAACUGCUGCUGAAGUACAAAGCGAAGGUCAACAUCAGGGACAAGGAACUGUGGACUCCGCUGCAUGUCGCUGCAACCUGCGGACACGUCGAAAUCAUUAAAAUUCUCAUCGAAAAGGGGGCAGACUUGCUGGCUGUGAAUGUUGACGGCAACAUGCCAUAUGACAUCUGCGAGCAAGAGGAGAGUCUGACCAUCCUUGAGACUAGCAUGUUCCAGAGAGGUGUAACCCAGGACCAGAUUGACUCGACUCGAUCGACGCGUGAAAACGAGAUGAUCAAGGAGAUCGAAGCAGCAGUCGCUGCCAACAACAACAAGCUGCCCAAGUACCUCGGUCCCAAUGGGGAGACUUUGUUGCACGUAAGCGUGAGUUUCGGCUACCUCCGACUUACUGAAAUGCUCCUGAGGUACCGUAUUAAAGUUAACGCUGCAGACAGCGACAAGUGGCAAGCCAUUCACUGCGCAACAUUCUGGGGACAGGUUUAUUAUUUAUUCGUUGGUGAUGUUUUCUUUGAAAUUAUUUGA
Messenger RNA from Helobdella robusta, 660 nucleotides. RefSeq lists its product as hypothetical. Gene Ontology annotation, cellular component: cytoplasm. Gene Ontology annotation, molecular function: protein binding; enzyme inhibitor activity; phosphatase regulator activity. The coding region runs from base 1 to 660 and encodes 219 amino acids. The transcript has 5 exons. Lineage: Eukaryota; Metazoa; Annelida; Clitellata; Rhynchobdellida; Glossiphoniidae. The record is from RefSeq and is a predicted model, not a curated record.